Molecule: messenger RNA, 3683 nt
Organism: Hyposmocoma kahamanoa
Lineage: Eukaryota; Metazoa; Arthropoda; Insecta; Lepidoptera; Cosmopterigidae
Product: gastrula zinc finger protein XlCGF26.1-like
Exons: 5
Coding region: 158-2305 (715 amino acids)
Biological process (GO): regulation of transcription by RNA polymerase II
Cellular component (GO): nucleus
Molecular function (GO): DNA-binding transcription factor activity, RNA polymerase II-specific; zinc ion binding; RNA polymerase II cis-regulatory region sequence-specific DNA binding
Source: RefSeq, a predicted model, not a curated record
GACGCUCACUCGCGUAAUGGCGUCAUUCCAUUAUUUAGUGAUACAAAAAGUACAUAAUAUAAGCUAAAACAAGUCUUUAUACUUCUAUUUGUAGUUAGUUAACCAAAUAAUAUUAUGAGAUAGUAUUUUCUGUGAAAAUACUAGUGUAUUUGUGGAUAUGGCGGCGAAAGCUUUGGAAUGGCGGCCGGGGCCUGCCGUAUGCCGUUGUUGCUUUGCCGAAGGGUGCUAUAAAGAUAUUUCUACUGAAUAUUUUUGGAUGGGGAAGAGAGAAGUGUAUUCAGAAAUGCUUUUAGACACCUUUGAUGUUAGCAUCUCCUAUGCGCUCUCUGGGCCAAACAGCAAUAGUCGUCUCAUCUGCGAGCCAUGCAUCUCUCGACUUCGUGACGCCACUGACUUUAAGCGACAAGUCCUUGAGUGUGAACGUACCUUCAUGCAGCACUUAACACAGCCUGGGCAAAGUGAUAGUACUGCUCCUGAAGCCUCUCUGGACAAUGAGAAGGAUGAAGUCAAGCUGGAACGGAUCAAGCUGGAGAGCAAGUUAGAUGAUGACUUUGACGAUAGGACGGGCUUCCCGGAUGACGACGACGAUGAUGACAUGGAUGACCAACCUUUGACAACGCUAGCAACGAAAGUGCCGAAGAAAGAAACAAUGGACAUCUCCGAUCUACUAGAUAACGCGAAACCUGAGAAACGCAAGUCGACAACAAAACCAAAACCAACACCGGCUAAGAAACCUAAAAAGGUGGAAGCCCCCAAACCGUCUGUUAGUAAACAGAAAGCGAAACCAGUUGAGAAGAAGAAAAAAGGGCAGCGGAAAGAGGUACUGAGAGAAAAAGAAAUAAAACCGAAAAAGAAAUUAUUCGAACGAUCGGUUAACCAGAAUCCUCAAAGACAGAACGCGGUGCUGAUGUUAAAGCAUUCAACCGCUAUACCCUUUAAAACGCGAUUCAACAGAAUUGUAUGUUCAUAUUGCCAUGAUGAAUUCGAACCAAUGGCAGCUUUAAGGCUUCAUAUCAAGAAUGAACAUGGAAACGCUGAUCAUAACAGCGCAUUUUACAAAGUUAUUGACGACUUAAAGAUAGAUAUAACAGAUCUGAAAUGUUCAGAAUGUAUGCAAGAUAUUCCAGACGUUGAUACUCUUAUGACACAUUUAUCGAGAGAGCAUGAUAAACCUGUAAAUUUCCAAGUGCCCUUUGGAGUCUUACCGUACCGUCAAGGACCUACUGGUCUUUGGAUGUGCCUGGAUUGUGAUAAAUCUUUCUCUGAAUUCUCACAAAUCAACGGACAUUUGCGAACUCACGUCAAGAUCUUUACUUGUGAAAAGUGUAGCGCAACAUUCCUAUCCGAGCAUGGGUUGAAACAACACGAAAGAAACUUUAAAUGUUACAAGUCCACGUACAAACCUCGGUAUGGGAAGUCGAUGAAACAUCGCAGUAACACGGAGAUUAUUCUUCAAUGUUCUACUGCACGGCCGUUUAGGACUUGGGGACAAAAUUUCAACUGCGUCUUUUGCCGCGUACAAUCCAACGAUCCUAACGGACUACGAACCCAUAUGGCAACACGACAUGCAAAUUACAACAUCCAACACGUAUUUAGUAGAAAACUUCGUAAGGAAUUCUUAAAGAUUGAUAUAACUGAUCUUCAAUGCAAGCUCUGUUACAUGGCAAUAGAUUCUUUAGACGAUCUAUUGACGCAUUUAAAAAAUGAUCACAAACAACCGAUUAAUUUAGAUGUUCAACCCGGAGUCCUACCUUUUAAACUCAACGAUGGGUCGGUUUGGCAAUGCGCCAUUUGCAAAAUUCAGUUCGCAGAUUUCAUAUCUUUAAAGAAACAUACUUCUGAACACUUUCAAAAUUACGUAUGCGACACUUGUGGCGAAGGCUUUAUUACUGAAUCUGCGCUCAUUUCUCAUACCAGAAUACCACAUGAUAAUAAAUAUACAUGCAGAAGAUGUGUGGCAACUUUUUCUACGCUAGAAGAGCGUAACCAUCAUAUUAAAACUCAGCAUACUACUCUCCCUUAUAUGUGCAAUUAUUGCAAAGAGAAACCAAGGUUUGCUACAUGGGAGGUCAGAAAGCGACACCUAAUGGAGUUCCAUAAUUACAAGCCUGGUGCUGAAGCAUAUGAAUGUACAACUUGUCACAUGACUUUUAAGUCUCGAUCCUCGAAAUACCAUCACAAUGUGAGAGCUCAUCGUACUAAGAAAGAAUCGGAAUACAGUUUUCCAUGCUUGCAUUGUGCUAGAGCAUUUGUGACGAAGUUGUCGUUGGAUAAACAUAUAGCGAAGAAACAUUUUCAUAUCUGAUCACGUAGUUGAGUAUUUGAGCAAAAUUGCAACAAAUCAAAACAAAGAGAAAUUACCAUUAUUUUUAAAGAGUAGCCAGAGUAAUAACCUCUAGAUUUGGUUAGUUUUAGAACGUGAACUUUGUCCUUGCCGAGCUAGACUGAAAUUCGCCCAUUGAGAUAGUGUUUCGCGGUCCUGUUAUGCUAAAUCUUAGUAUUUUCUUCUAAAAUAUCAUUGUGAUCUGAGCAAUCCUAGGAAUUACAUUACUGGUAACGGAAAAGUGUAAUGUGAUUCUCAAUCUUACCAUUAAGUACCUUCUGCAUUAGAAGUACCUUCUGCAUUAGAAGUACCUUCUGCAUCAAAAGUACCUUCUGCAUCAGAAGUACCUUCUGCAUUAGAAGCACUUUAUGCAUUAGAAGUACCUUAUGCAUUAGAAGUACCUAAUGCAUUAGAAGUAAGGCAACGUUAUGCAUUACGAGUACCUUAUGCAUUAGAACUACCUUAUGCAUUAGAAAUACCUUCUGCAUUAGAAGUACCUUCUGAAAAUAUUGAUUCUCAUAAUGGGUCUCAUAAUAUAGAAUGAUAGUCUGUAGACGUGUCGCUGCAUUUAAAGAAACUUAAACCAAAUUUAAUAUUUGUGCGUGAGUUAAAACUGCAUUCCAUUGUAUAUAAUACCUAUAUGUACAUCACAAUUUAUAAUGUAGGUUUUGAAUUCUACUUAUGAAUACUCGCGGAGGCUAGAACCUCAAGCCAUUUUGCAUGCAUUUAUUAUUUAUUUGUUUUGAAUGUAAAUAAUGAUUCGAUUUGUUUGAAUUGGAAGUGUAAUAAUUAAUGCAUUUAACCUCUAUUUCGUUUUCAUUCGGCAUUUCUAAAACCUGGACUAAUUUUAGCACUACUCCUUUUGCACUUCGGUCCAUCUAUAAUAGCAAAGACGAGAUCAAACAAGUUAUUUUCACGAAACGGAGACAAAUCGAAAUUUGUAAUAAGUUUGGAAUUACACCAAAUUCCGUAUUAUUUUAUGUGUAGCAUGUUUCCGCCCACGAUUUUGGGCAAAAAUGAGUUAAUACCCGGGCCGGAAAAAUCUUUAUUAGACGAAAAAGAGGCAAUGUCACACAAUAUCCACUUUGCAAUCCUGUGGACUAAAUAUAAUUUACUACUAGAGAUGCACAUUACGAUUUCGAAUUUUAUGGAAAUUGUUUCGAGUGUGUACGAUUUUUUGUACAGAUUCAUUUCAGUGCGAUUCAAUAGAAAAGCGAGAUAUGUAAGCAAGGAAACAUAUCGCACUGUUGAUAUAAUAGUGUACUAACUCAAAAAGUGUAUUUUCUCAGAAUCGGUGAAAAACUAUCGCUUCCCGUACAAGAUUAUUACAUUUUUUUGCGUAGGUCAUAGGUCAUAGUUC